UUUCUCCUUAAUCAUUUGCUGCAUAUAUACUGAGUCCAUCAGGUGAAGUGUGUAUUGCGGACGUUGUGUAUGGGUGUGUGUGUGUGUGUUUGGUCAUGAGUCCUGGACUUCCGCGAUCCGAGGAGAAUGCGAAGGAUUCGAUCGACGGCAGCGUGGAUCAGAGUCUGGAGCGAGGAACUGAAGGAGAAACUCCACCACCGCUGAGAAAUUACAUCUUUCUGACUAUUUUCACCUGUUUCUGUCCUGCGUGGCCCAUCAACAUCGUAGCGCUCGUCUUCUCUAUGAUGUCCCAGAGCAGCUACGAUAAUGGGGAUUAUGAUGGAGCUGGACGUUUGGGGAGGAAGGCUCUGCACAUGGGCAUCGCUUCAUUCAUCAUUGGCAUACUCAUAAUUAUGACCUUCUGCAUCGUACACUUCACUACGCACACCAUCUGAAUGUGCUGAGGAAGCUGACCUGGAACAGUCUCAGCGUGAGGUUCAUCAUCAUUAAUGGACAUGCAAGACAAAGUGGGAUGUCUCGAUGUCAGGAGGCUCAGAGUCGCCCCCUGCAGCACUGUACAGUCUCUACGGCUAAUGUAAAAUUUUAUACAUUUCAAAGUUACGCUCUGAACUCGGGCAUGUGUAGAUUCUGGUGCAGAGUGAGUGAGAAAACCAGAUGUUUAUUUUAUACGUCUUCAUCAUGUUAUACAGCCGGUGUUAAUUACAGUUAGUGUUAAAAACACACCUCAUCUCCACGUUAAGUUUCUCCUACUGAUGAGUCUAUUGUCUAUAUUUUUGCUAACGUCAAAGAAAACAACAAAAUUAAUGAAGAGGUUUAUAAAAUAUUUGAAAAGUAAUUACAACAAAGAUGAUUGAAUGGAAAAGGUUAAUUACAUAAAGUCAGGUUUGUUUAAGGAAAUUGUUCAGCAAAUACAAUAAAUGUGCGCACUUUCACCUUUAAACCUAACAUCGCUGAUUAGCAAAGGCACAUUUGCUAGCUAGCUGAAGCUAUUAGACUAAUGUAGCUGACAGGUGAUGGAAGUCUCAGACUCUGUAGAUGAUGUAGCUGCUCUUUAAUCUAUAAUGAUUUUUAUUGUAUUUAUUUAACCUCCAUUUAAGAGCGGAGUCACACUGAGGCAGCACUUAUUCUAAAAGAUCCAUAAUCCUUAACUAUAUGUUGAUCAAACGGAAGCUGACUGAAGUGAGUCAUGUGAUGCUCAGAUGCUGUUCUUUUAAAUAAAAAGGUUUGUCACUAAUCAUCUUCAUUAUUUCACCCUUUUGGUUUAAAACAAUUAAGACAGCAAAUUUAUGUUUGUACAGAAAUAUUUUCUCUGUGUGAUUGUGAUUUUUUAAAAUGUGCAAUGUACGAAUUUAAAUAAAAAGAAACUA
Molecule: messenger RNA, 1367 nt
Organism: Tachysurus vachellii
Lineage: Eukaryota; Metazoa; Chordata; Actinopteri; Siluriformes; Bagridae
Product: transmembrane protein 233
Exons: 3
Coding region: 96-434 (112 amino acids)
Cellular component (GO): membrane
Source: RefSeq, a predicted model, not a curated record